CACCCAGCCACACACCACACCACACCACACAGCCACACAUCACACUCCACCACACCACUCCACACCCAGCCACACACAUCACACGCAUCAUAAAGGAAUCGUAGUCAGAGAUAUUUUUACUGGCCGACUCCAACGCCAACCAAAUAUGUCGGGGCCAUCACAGCACAAGUAUCGCUACAAGAACCAAGGCUUAGACUCCGCCGAGAUGAGGAGGCGGCGGGAGGAGGAAGGCGUACAGCUGAGGAAACAGAAGAGAGAACAGCAACUCGCGAAGCGCCGGAAUGUAAACGACUUGACGGCAGGGCUUGGCGAGGACGAGACCGUCGAGGCCUCCAUGAACCAGGAGAGCAACCAGCAGGGGACGGUGGUGGGCGGCAGCCUCAUAACCUCGGAGAUGGUGCAGGUGCUGUACAGUGACGACCUGGAGGCGCAGCUCAACGCCACACAGAAGUUCAGAAAGUUACUCUCCCGGGAGCCCAACCCUCCCAUAGAUGAAGUUAUCCAGACCGGAAUCGUUCCCAAGUUUGUUGAGUUCCUCCAAAGAGAUGGCCACUGUACCCUGCAGUUCGAGGCGGCGUGGGCCCUCACCAACAUCGCCUCAGGGACCAGCUCGCAGACUCGCAUCGUCAUAGAGGCCGGCGCUGUGCCCAUCUUCAUCCGUCUCCUAAGUUCAGACUUCGAAGACGUCCAAGAGCAGGCGGUGUGGGCCCUCGGGAACAUUGCCGGCGACUCCCCAGACUGCAGAGAUUAUGUUUUAUCUGAAAAUAUCCUUAUGCCUUUACUACAGCUCCUCAGUAAGUCAACUCGCCUCUCCAUGACCCGCAAUGCUGUGUGGGCUCUCAGUAACCUGUGUCGGGGGAAGAACCCGCCCCCAGACUUCGCCCGUGUCUCACCCUGCCUCCCCGUGCUGUCGCGGCUCCUGUUCCAUAGCGACGCCGAUGUGCUGGCAGAUGCUUGUUGGGCCCUCAGCUACCUCAGUGACGGGCCCAAUGAGAAGAUACAGGCCGUCAUUGAUGCUGGGGUGUGCCGCAGACUGGUUGAGCUGCUAAUGUUCAAUCAACACAGCGUGGUGGCGGCGGCGCUCAGAGCGGUUGGCAACAUUGUAACCGGCGAUGACGUCCAGACACAGGUUAUUUUGAACUGUUCCGCGCUCCCCUGCCUCCUCCACCUGCUGUCGUCUCCCAAGGAAUCCAUCCGCAAAGAAGCUUGCUGGACAAUAUCAAACAUCACCGCCGGCAACCGCUCGCAGAUCCAAGCCGUCAUCGAUUGCAACAUCUUCCCCGUGCUGAUUGAGAUCCUGGGCAAGGCAGAGUUCAAGACGAGAAAGGAGGCGGCGUGGGCCAUCACCAACGCUACCUCCGGCGGCACCCCAGCGCAGAUCAGAUACCUUGUGGAACACGGAUGCAUAGCCCCUCUGUGCGACCUGCUGACGGUGAUGGACGCCAAGAUAGUGCAGGUGGCGCUGAACGGCAUCCAGAACAUCCUGCAGCUGGGUGAACAGGAGGCCAAGACAACCUUCGGCGUGAACCCCUACGCUGUGCUGGUGGAGGAGUGCUAUGGCUUGGACAAGAUCGAGUUCCUGCAAAGCCAUGAGAACCUUGAGAUCUACCAGAAGGCCUUUGAGAUCAUUGAGCACUACUUCGGGGGUGAGGAGGAGGACUCGAAGGUGGCGCCCCCCGUGGACGAGUCGGGCAACCAGUUCCAGUUCAACCCGGAAGCUGGCGCCCCCCCGCAGGGAGGGUUCAACUUCUAACAGGACCCGCUGGACGCUGAAGUACAUUUCUAUAAAGCUAGGAACCUAUAAAGCUUUGUCAUUAUGGGACUUUUUCCAGAAGCCGCGUUUAUUGUGUUAUUUGGGGUACUUUCCACGCCUGGACAUCAGUAUAUCACAAGGUCAUUUUUAGUGAGUUUUAGUGAAUAAAAUGAUGAUUAUUUUCAUUGGCACCACGAGUUUGUUUUUAUGGUUUCUUGUCAUGAGUUAAAAGCAAAAUACUAAAUCGCAACCUGGUGUACCAAUCCCUGUGGCUUUAGAAUAUUUUAAAGAUCGUUUGGGACAUGCACUCACAGCCUUGUUUGCCGUGCACAGCCAAGUAUAAAUAAUCUGGCUGUGGAUGGACUUGUAAGCUUUAAGUCCAGGAUGUUAUGUAAAAAUCCAGCUGCAAUUACACAUUUUGCCUGAUGGAAAGAUUGGCCAUGAACCCGUCACAAAAAGUUACGUCAUGUCCCUAGUUAGUAAUAUCUGAUGUCCAGGAGAGUACGUCCUCGUCAUUUGAUUUGCUCUACAUAUAAUGAAAUAUGUAAAGUCUUUUCACAGAGUAUAUUAAAACUUACAUACUUUGUUCUUCCCAAAUCUGUGUAACAGUACUCCUAGAGUCAACUUUUACUCCUUACACUGCUCUCUCUCUCUCUCUCUCUCGCUCUCUCUUUCCUGUAACAGUCGCUUCACAACAAUCUGAAAACCGUGAUUUAUAAAGUCAAAAGAUGCACUUCCAUCAUCCCCUAAUGACUAUAAAUCUCUCCUAACAUAGUCAGUCACUUCAUGAACCUCUAUGUCCAGCUGGUGUCCACAGGAGGCUAUCGACAAAACUCAUAAAAAAAAAGAAAAAAAAAAAGAUUUUGUUAAGAAGAGUUUUAUUAGUUAACUUUUAAUGAAAUGAUGAGUGUAAAAGAACAGUUUUGGUGCAUAACUUUAAUGAAUUUGUUUUUUAUCGGUGCCAACUUUGGGUGUGUUCUGCCUUGAGAGUACAUGCUGCAGCGAUUCCUUGUCCUUGUUUGUUAUGCGUUACUUCUUGAUGAGAUACCACGUCCUUCACAACCUAAUCCAAUUUUUGAUGAGAUACCAAGUCCACCACAACCUGAUCCACCGAGAGAGCCCAGGUUCGAUUUCCGGGCGGAGUUGAGAAAUUUGGGCGGCUUUUCCGAUACCCUACACCCCUGUCCACCCAGCAGUGAAUGGGUACCAGGUAUUAAUCGGGGGUUGUGUCCCGUCUCCUGGGAUCUGUUCCCUUCUAUAAUUCCUUCCCCUUCUGUCUCUCUACGGCAUAUGACCACAGAUGUUGCGCUGACUAAACGAAACUUCCCAACUUUUCCUGAUCCACCUCAGCGAUGAGCACAGAGACCACAUGCAGCCUACGACCAAAUUUUUAAACGCAUUGGGCUUCCUUUACGACCAUUUCCAAAGGCCGCAGAGAAGAUUAACUGGGUUUUCAUAUGCGAUUUUUCCGUUCUGUUCAGUUCAUCUAUCACUAGGAUCACAAAACAGUCCAUGAAAAGCCCAGCACCUUCCACAAGAGGCUUUUCUAACAGGCAAACUGAGAACAUAAGAACAUAAGGAGUCUGCAAGAGGUCGGUUGGGCAAUACGUUUAAGAAUACAGACCCUAGUGUACUAUGACCCCAACAUUACUUAAUAACUGCAACACAAGUGGCUGAGUGUACCAUUGAGAAUCUUUUAGAGCUCAUUCAUAACUCUGCCAGGAUCAUUUAACACUGAAUUUCAAAGUGUGUGCAUUAAUAAUAGUGUCCCCUACAAGUUAUGCAUUCCCUUUUUCUCUCGUCGAGGUGUUGACAAGCAUUGACCUCCAGUAACAUUCAUAACUCGCAGGCCGGGCCAACCAUAACCUAAACUAAAAAUGGGGAAAGGGAUUAAAUGUUCUCAAGGUGAUUAGAGAGAGAGAAAAUAGGGAAGUAAAAGGAGAAAUGAAAGAAAGCAGGAAAAAAUGUGAGGAGAGAGAGAGAGAGGUAACAAACGAAAACGAAAGCAUGAACAAGAGUGAGAGAAUGAGAACAGAGAGCGAGAGUUUCUGUAAAGGCGUGUAUCGGUGAGUUCAUUUUUCUGCGCGUGACAGACAUUCCCCGUUUUGCUCCAUCUUCUAAUACAAGUUCCGUCACUUUACCCCCUCGGCUGCAAAAUUUUGGUGUUCUCUGACUAAUAUAUAAAUAGAAUGUACUUUUGAAGGCAGAACACACCCUCACUUGCACCAGUUUAUCUGUAAUGAGCCAAGGAAUAUGCGACACACACACACACACACACACACACACAAGACAUACGCACACACACACACACUUAGGCGUUGCAAUGUUACCACCUCACAUUCUCACACCAUGUCACAUCACCACAUACUGUAAUUAUACCACAUAACUCCUCCACUUCCCUGUCCACACUACAUCACAUCACCACAUCAUGUCACACCACACCUACCCACACCACGUCACACCUUCCCACAUCACACCUAACCUCUCCACAUCACACUUAACCACAUCAAGUUAUAUCACACAUAUUAUAUUACAUCUUAGAUUUUCCACCAGAAUGGCUAAAUUGUUGAGUUUUGGGCAUAGGUACAUUAUGAAUUAGUUGUUUGAAAGAUUGGCAGUUAGAUAUUUAGCCCAGAAUGAAUUUGCACUAAAAUAUAUAUAUAAAAAAGUUCAACAGGAUUCCCUUCUCUGAUUCUGUAAAUAAAAGUUGGAACUUAAGACUUAGAUGUCCAGGGAAGCCACAUUUCAGUUGACUUCAUUAAAGGAUAAAAGACAAAAAAACUUGGUAAUAUACGUUUAAGAACACUCUCUUAAAUUGUAAGUUUGAUGAGACAAAUUAGUAAAUGAGAGACAGUGACUAAGUAAGGAACACGUUGGCACAGCUUCAUGAGAGGCAGUGUGCCGUUCAAGACUGGAAUUUAUAGUUUUCAAUGUUUCCUAAGGGUGUAAGGGUUAAUACACAUAAUGGUAAACCUCUCUAUGUCGGACUUCACUAUAACAAGAUUUAGUUUGUUUGAAUGUUAUUUGUUAUUUUUUGAAAUGACCUUUGAGGAGACGGCCAUGGCAGAAACCUUCAGUCCUUGUCAUUGUGCUCCCUCCUGCAAGAGCAACACAGCACCCCUACUCCAGCUGUCCUACUACUCCUGAGCCUUACCAGCUCAUUGUGCUGACUCUUCCCAUGGCCAGGACACUUUGACGUCACUUUUCUCAUUCCAACAUUCUAGACUUCACGUCCUUGUGCUGUCACCCACGACACACUUCUUCCACACAUCAUUGCUCUUGCCUUCUUGUCUUGUCAGCUUCUGCUGUCAGGUUGCUCAUUUCCACUACAUUCAACCCUCCUCUUGUACCUCAUUCCAGGUCCACAUUUAUCUAAUGUAGAUCAUUACUGAUAGAUUUCUUACUGCUCAGUUGCAUCUCUUCCUCCAUGCUCACCUAUCUCACUAGAAUUUCUCUAUAUUUUCCUUUGUGGACAGUACUGGAUUUUCAUGCUUUUCUAUCAUAACUUGGACUCUGGAACCAGAGUUAUCACAAUUUGAUUAAACUUUUAAUACAAAUUAAAAAAAAAAAUGCCAUGAUCUACAUUUGUUCUCAGUUCUUUAACUUACAUUGCCAAGACACCAGAGGUCCUCUCGGGGCGCCAUAUGACCGCUGUAGUUGCGGGGCCUUGACUACCCACCUCUAUAAAUCAAUUAAUCAAUCAUGUUAUCUUGGGGUUUGCAGGUCAACAACAAACCCCAUAGUCCUGUAAUAUCAAGCCCUCAGGCUGUCCUCUGUACAGAACUGUAGAGCUAUCCCAGGGCUGUCCUUACACCCCUCACAUGGCAAGGUUUACCCUGUCAUUGACUCUGAAAUGUUUCCUUCUUCUGAUCUGUUCACAUCAUGAUCGUCUCCUCACUUCAUCGUCUCUUCUGCAUGACACAGUAUUCUUUGGCUUCCGUCAGUGGCUGAAAAUUUUGCUUUGCCCAAAAGUGGCUCCCUCCCCUCAGUCCGAUAUGGUCAGGGUUUUGCUGUGUGUGUCCUGUGGCCCAGGGUAGUGCUGGGCUGCAAGAGAUGGUAUCAGUUUUGUUAUAUAUGUGUUAUGUUUACAAUUCUACCUUCUCCCCAACACACACACACACACACACGAGUACAUUAUGUGUGCAGGGUUCCCGUGUGUGGCGGGUGGCAGGAUGCCCGCCGCGGGGAACACUCCUGCAUGCCCACCCUUAGUAUGUGUAUUUGUUUGUGACUUUCCUGUGAGUGUUUCCUUGAGUCUUGCAUUGAUUCCACUUUGUUGGUUUGCUUCCACACACACACACACACACACACACACACACACACACACACACACACACACACAGUGAUGCCAUUGCCAUAUAUUUGUGGUGAGUUGUAUUGCACCGUGGAGCUUGAUUACUUACUGAUCAUGUUCAGUAUGGCAAAACCCAGUUUAUUAAAAUUAUACUUCUAGUUAUAUUAUAGGGUAGAUAAGAAGAUGAUUUCAUAGCUGUAAUGUUUUAAUUAUUGUGUGAAUAUUCCUGAGCUGCUUUGAGAAUGUAAACGCAUAUUUCUUUUCUCUGAUUCCUCUUCUCCGCUCCUCCGGAAGUUUCCAUUCUGGUGAAAAAGGUAUUUGCAAACACUUACUUGAGGAUGCAGAGCUUUAUCUUUAGUUACAUUCUUUUGAGUAAUCUUUAGUAUACAUAUAUAUAUAUAUAUAUAUAUAUAUAUAUAUAUAUAUAUAUAUAUAUAUAUAUAUAUAUAUAUAUAUAUAUAUAUAUAUAUAUAUAUAUAUAUAUACCUCCAACACCUAUUCUUCAAGCUGUGAAACUGAUGAACCAAAUAUUAUGUGAGAGAAUAUAGUGUUGCUUAAUUGUCUCUGAUUAUUAGUCAGGAAGUAGUGAGGAUGAUGAUGUAAAUAUGGCUGAAGACUAAAUUUCUGUGAGGACUGGUGUCUGUGCAGCAGCUGACGGUGUUACAGCCGGUCGUGGAUCACGGGGGCGGCAUUAUGGCCGCCAGCAGUGGGCCGAGGGAGGCCGCGGGUUUUAAGGAAAAUUGAAUCAGACUUUUGAGACAGGUUCGGUUGAUUUUUUUUCUUUUUUUCAGUAAUAAAUUUUGAUGUGUAGCUUUUUAGGAAAGUAAAAACUGCUAAGUUGAGUAUCAAAUCUUCAGUUAGACAAAUGUUUAUCUGUAGAAAGUAAAUUGAGAAUUUACAUGCUAAGUCAAUUUGUCAUAUCAAGAUGGCAGUGUGUACAUAGAGUUUAGAAUUCAGGUGUUCAUUUCUGUAUUGUGGUCCAAAUGGGUUAUUAAGAAACAAGAAUUUGUUUGGGCAAUAAUGGUUGCCUGUAUUGGGGGUACAAGGAUUUGUUUAAGCCACAUUCAAGUGUUGGUUUUCCUUUAUCGAAAUUAUAAAAAUAUUGGAGCUCAGUUCAUCAUUGGCUGCUUGGCUCACAACUUGCCAACAAAUAUGUAAAAUUUAUAUUUCCUGUGUGAAGAGCUCUGUGGCAGGUGUUUGUUUUGCCAAAGUUUGGUGAUCAAAAUAUUUAACAUUUUGCAUCAAGAAGCCAGAAAAAAAACAAUUUACAGGCAGUAUGACCUUGUUUGUUUUCAUUGUUAGCUGACAUGCACCUUUGAAGGUGGAGAUUUUGGGAAAACUCAUGGGAAACUACUUUUUUUUUUUUUGUCUUGUCUGAAUUAUGAGUCCAAGUGUAGUUGUUUUGGCCCUUCCCUUGUAUCUUUAAUAGCUCAAGUACUUUUUUGCCAUCAUUUUUCUAAUAUGUGAUCAAGGAUUAGUCAGCUUUGUUAGUUUAUUUCUCACGAGAGGCUGUGUCGGCAAUAGGGUCAGCCAAGUGUGUGCUCGUUGUAGAGUGCAUUGUGUGCGGUCCGUGUGCGUGGGAGUGGCCAAGGUGCACGUGAUAGUAUGCUGUCCAUGAACAUAUUUUCUAUUGACGCGUGUGUGUGACGCAUGCAUGGACGGACGCGUGGGUGGACAUGUGUAUAUGUGUAUGUAUGUAUGUAUGUAUAUUUAUGACAAGAGUGAAUGUGUGAAACUUUUUAUAUUAAUUUGUUAUUAAAAGUAGAUGUAAUGAUAGUUAUUAUUGCAAUUUAUGAACUGCACUUGACUGUAGUCAGAAUACUUUGCAGAGAUUGAUAAACAUUGUAUGCAUUCUACCAGUAUCUCCAUGUUCACAAAAGAAACACUCUUGUUAAUGUAUUCAAUUGAAUUUUGUUUUACUCAUGUGCAGUGACCAAUGGGAAAACUUCAGAAUAGUGACAUCUAGGAAGGAUGGAAAAAAAAAAAAAAAAAGUGUCCUACAAACGUGAACAUGGCCCUGAAAAGCUGAAAACACCUGCGUUAUCAAUAGUGCAUUUUACAAAGCAUGAAUUGUACUUUGUGCUUCCUAAGUGACUUAAAAAUCCUUCUUUUGUGAGCAUUGAAAGUUAACAGUGGCGGUGAGUCUGGUGGUUCAAAACGAGGCGAGAAACAUGCCGUGAAUGGGUGUGGAUGCUGGUGACUCAAGCAGAUCAAUGACACAAGACACUACUGACUUUAAGCAAAGAAGUCGUGACGUGUGAAGUGAAAAUCAAGAAAAAUAACUUUGGAUGUAGCCGUGCGUGCGCCAGUGGUGACGUCUCCUUCUCGAGUGAGUGUACCAGUGAAAAAGGUGUGUACAAGUGACAUACUGAACCUCGUGUGCAUUGCCUGUGGGACUUUUUCUUUUCUUUUUUCAUAUUUGUGUGAUGACAGUGAUGCGUUGCCGUGUGAACAGACUAUUGCUUUGAACCCUUCUGAAUGCAUGGUAGAGGACAAAUGGUUACUUUUUUUUUUACUUGUGGAGUAAGAGAAGCCUCGUUGCUUCUUGAGGAUGCCUAUCAGAUUUGUUCCCAACUGACAGCGUGCUUUCUCUGAGCCAAGGCGAGUCAUUAUGCUAGUGUGGGUGGAUGUGUUAGUGUUGUCUGGGACCUUGUAACUACUACUUCUGACCUUGCAAACGGCCUUCACAUGAAUUGCAUUUGUCGUACAGGACGCCCUCUGUCGCUGUACACUUCCCAGCUCAGUAUUUUGUUGCCUAUCAUCUCAGGCCUCGCUGACAGGUCUUGUGUCGACAACCACUAAUAGUUCUGUUGGCGCCCUCGCAGCCUUGUUCCUGCAUCUGCUUUUUCCUUUUUUUUAUAAUGUUUACAUGGUGAGAGGUCCCAGCAACACUCAAGGCCCAUGCAUUGCCUCAGGAAGCAAUACAUGAUGCCAUUGUGAUAGUGAAGUUAGUGAUAGUGGCUACGAUAUUGUGGGUAGUAAUGGAAUAGGUAUCACCUGUAUUACAUGGCGUGAAUGUGAUCUGAUGGUGACGAGUAUGUGUGGAUCUUGAGUAAAUGAUGCUCCCUGACCCA
Molecule: messenger RNA, 9121 nt
Organism: Eriocheir sinensis (Chinese mitten crab)
Lineage: Eukaryota; Metazoa; Arthropoda; Malacostraca; Decapoda; Varunidae
Gene: Kap-alpha1
Product: importin subunit alpha-7-like
Exons: 11
Coding region: 146-1753 (535 amino acids)
Biological process (GO): NLS-bearing protein import into nucleus
Cellular component (GO): nucleoplasm; cytoplasm; nucleus
Molecular function (GO): nuclear import signal receptor activity; protein binding
Source: RefSeq, a predicted model, not a curated record